Coregonus clupeaformis (lake whitefish) is the source of this 761-nucleotide messenger RNA. RefSeq names its product zinc finger CCCH domain-containing protein 15-like. Gene Ontology annotation, biological process: cytoplasmic translation. Gene Ontology annotation, cellular component: cytosol. The transcript has a single exon. NCBI's taxonomy places the organism in Eukaryota, Metazoa, Chordata, Actinopteri, Salmoniformes, Salmonidae. The record is from RefSeq and is a predicted model, not a curated record. Gene Ontology annotation, molecular function: mRNA binding; metal ion binding.
AAAAUAUAGUUACAUCAUUCACUAUGCCUCCGAAGAAACCAGCUCAAGCUGCCGCCGGUAGUAAAAAAACGCAAGAAAAGAAGAAGGAAAAGAUCAUUGAGGACAAGACAUUUGGUUUGAAGAACAAAAAGGGAGGAAAACAACAGAAAUGUAUCAAGAAUGUCUCUCAGCAAGUCAAGCAAGUUCCUGGUAGUAAGGUUGGUGCGGAAGGGGACAAGAACAAAAAGGGUGACAAGAAGAAAGAGUUAGAUGAGCUGAAGAACCUUUUCAAGCCAGUGGUGGCUGCUCAGAAAGUUGCUAAAGGAGUGGACCCAAAAUCAGUUCUCUGUGCCUUCUUCUAGCAAGGCCAAUGCACCAAGUGAGACAAGUGCAAGUUCUCCCACGAUUUGACACUCGAGAUGAAGUGUGAGAAACGGAGCCUCUAUAUUGACAAGAGAGAUGCCGAGCUUGAGAAAGAUACCAUGGAUAAUUGGGAUGAGAAGAAGCUGGAGGAGGUAGUGAACCAGAAGCACGGAGAAGCUGAAAAGAAGAAAGCUCAAAGCUCAAAAACUCAAAUUGUUUGCAAGCAUUUCCUAGAUGCCAUUGAAAACAACAAAUAUGGUUGGUUUUGGGUAUGUCCUAGUGGAGCUGACACUUGUAUGUACCGCCAUGCAUUGCCUGCUGGGUUCGAGCUCAAGAAAGACAAGAAAAAGGACAAAAAGGAAGAUGAAAUCUCAAUGGAAAAGUUGAUAGAGAAUGAGCGAUCUGUCACCCACCAGUGA